This is a messenger RNA of Malaya genurostris, 3570 nucleotides long. It is a transcript of the gene Reck, whose product is annotated as reversion-inducing cysteine-rich protein with Kazal motifs. The record is from RefSeq and is a predicted model, not a curated record. The transcript has 7 exons. Bases 601 to 3534 code for a protein of 977 amino acids. NCBI's taxonomy places the organism in Eukaryota, Metazoa, Arthropoda, Insecta, Diptera, Culicidae. Gene Ontology annotation, cellular component: plasma membrane. Gene Ontology annotation, molecular function: protein binding; metalloendopeptidase inhibitor activity. Gene Ontology annotation, biological process: extracellular matrix organization.
UGUUUGCGUUAGGACGUUCGUGGCUGGCGGCGUGCGAUUAUUUUAAAUCAUUCGAUUAUUUUUAAGGUUGGUGGCGUCUGGCGGAUUGUUUUGUUUUAAAAAAAACCACCAUCGGAGAAGAAAUGUGACUCGACCGCGCAUGAUUAACGGUGUCCUACUCGUUAUGUUUUGGCGGUGAUUCGCAUACUAGAGCUAUUUUCUCCGACACUUACUUUACAAAGCAUUGCGCCGCCGCCCGGUUCGCGGAGAAGUCGUGUGAGUUUACUUCGGUGGUGUUUAUUUCCAUUAAGUGUACAUCAGCACAUUGCUGUUGUUUUUGUGGUUAUUUUCUGUUUUGUUAGUUGUGACAUGCACCAUCCUGGAGAAAUAUUGCUGGCAGAGGUUCUGAUCAGAACACGAAACACUGACUAGCUAUAACAGUGAUAAAGCGCCGCAAUGAAUCUUAAUUGGACUGUUGAAAAUAAAUGCAUAAUGAGUUGAUGACAACACGUUGAGUGGAAGGAACUGUGAAGUGAAACUGAGUAGAACAAAAAUACCAACAUUAAACGGAUGGUUAUUUAGUGGACAUUCUCGGUGUUAGUUAGAUCAUUGUUGCGUACAAUGAGCCUGCGCUAUCGGCUAUUGGUGCUAAGUGGUUUAGCGGUAGUUGCUUUUGGAUGGAGUACUGGGACCCUGGAGUACGAAAAUGACAGCUCAACUCAACCGACUGUGCAUAAUAUUUCCGAUAUCUUCACAUGCUGUUCAGAUGUUUACGGCUCGUGUAAAACGGCGUGCGAAAGCUUAUCUCUAGUCAAGCUCGCAACCGAUGUCAACACCAAAGAGUGGAAGCUACACGACAUUCGCCGAUAUUGUCAUCCCACGCUGUCACCUUUCUGGGAUUGCCUAAAUACCACACUGCGGAUGGUUCAGCGAGGUAUCACCUGGCCCGGUCGAUUGUGUUGCUCUUUCGGAAUGUCACUGAAAUGCCAGAAUUCGUGUGCCGUUGGUUCAAACCAGAAUGAUUUGAUGAUUGGUUGCCGCCACAGCGAUGAACAGACAAUGUUUAGUUGCAUUCAACGACAGGAGGAUGGUGAUCGAUGUUGUGCAAGCGCCCGAACCUCAGAAUGUUUACUGGCCUGUAAGGAUAUAUUCCGAAGUCAACAAACACCUACCAAACAGCAGCGAGAGUUAGUACAAAGCACUUGCACUAUCAAUAACAGCAACAUUCUGCAGUGCAUCAGAUCGUAUAUUGAGGUGACCGCGAAUAGCAACCUGAGGCGCUAUCUUCCAUGUUGUGAUCACACGUCAGAUAAUGGGUGCAAAAAAGCAUGUCGAGACACGUUGAUGGAUGGCACCAGCACUGAAGAAGAAACUCUCGAUAUUCUGCAAUCUGCAGGAUGUGGGGUGCCUUUGCCGCAUGAUCCGUUGUGGAAGUGUUUCUUUUCAUACGAACAGAAGAAGGCAGUUCCCGUAAACUCAAACGAGAUAUCCCGAAUCAAUCAGGUUGGCAUGGAUUCGGCCAAAUUGCAUUGUUGCCUGAAAGCAAAUUCUUCCAGAUGUCGCCGAUUUUGUAUUGCAACGUAUUCCAACGAGUGGACCACUAAUUUGGCGGAAUUUGAAUUCAGUUGUUUGUUGUCCACGGAAGAAUAUUAUAUGAAGCAAUGUAUCGAAGAGGUUGAUGAACCGUGCGAGAUUGGUUGCGAUGGAUUGUCCUACUGCAGUAAUUUCAACAAUCGUCCAACGGAGUUAUUUCGAAGCUGCAGAGCACAAUCGGAUAACGCUGCUCGGAGUGAUGUUGAACAGUGGCGGGAACAGCAAUACAUUAGUCUUCCAGGGGUCAACUUACCAAUUCGGAACGUGAGUGAUUGUUCAGUUGAAAUAUGGAAAUCAAUCGCGUGUCUUCUGCAAGUGAAACCAUGCACUCGUAGUUACCAUACGAACCGUAUUUGUCAAGACGAAUGCUACGAGAUACUGGGACGAUGUGUUGACUGGAAUCGGAUGACAGCAAAACAUUCUGUGGCUUCAUUGUGUGAGAUGUUUUCACCGGAGGAUAAUAGUGAUUCCGAGUGUGUUUCACUGAAACGCUUCCAGGAACCGAGUGAAGCUCCACAUAGAAAUACGGAUGUGGCUUUGGUGUCACCAUGUAAGGGUAACCCCUGCAAUGAAACUCAAGUAUGUACCAUCAAUCGUGAUGGAAACUAUGGUUACACGUGUGUUAACGGUUGUGCUUUGGGUGAAGCAUCAUCCUAUUUAGUACCAGAAGGAACUUUUGUACGGAUUCCUGUUUCAGACACUACGAAAGGCUGUUUGAAAGUUUGUCGAUGCGGUUUGUACGGAAGAAUUGAAAAAUGCCAACCAUUACCUUGCAUAAGUUAUGAUUCGUGUGUGUUGGCGGGGAAGAGAUUUCUGCAUUUAUCCUUUUUCUAUGUGGAAUGUAACAUCUGCAGUUGUUUUGCUGGAGAAAUUACCUGUACGAAAAAACAGUGUCGUAUGCAGGGAAUCACUUCCAACAAAUCGUUCACUAGUCUACCAUGCAACUGUCCUGCGCACUAUGUUCCCGUUUGCAGUCGAAACGGAAACACAUAUCCGUCGGCAUGUAUUGCCAAAUGUUCCGGAGUUCAAGAUGGAGAUAUUAUAUUCGGACCAUGUCGUGCGCGGGAUCCCUGCGAGGGAGUGAACUGCGGACCAUUGGCAGUAUGCAUUCCGGACAGAAAUAUUUGUCUGUCGAGUAUGCACAAACCGUGCCCUCAGCAUCGAUGCGUCAGCUUAGCAUCUGCCAAUUGUUCCGUGAUCACCUCGAUUCGCGAUACCAAGUUAAAUUUCUAUCCGACAAUUUGUGAUCUCGCCAAAUCGAAUGGUAUCUAUGCGUAUCAAGAAAAAUACUUCAAGCAUUGCGAGGUCUCCCGCAAACGGACCCAAGUCUGUGGUGUCAACGGAAUAACAUACCGAAGUGAGUGCGAAUCCUGGAGUGAUUUUUCCACAGUUGACUAUAAUGGACCCUGCCAAGAGGUGGGAGUGAUAGGCCCACAACUGGGUGCGAAAUGUUCCUCAAUCAAAUGUCCAAAGCGUAAAUCGUUCGAGUGUAACUGGGUGAUUCCACCUGGUGCUUGUUGUCCCGUUUGCGGUACGGCCAUCAGGAUUGUUUAUUCCCGAAAACAGAUCGAUCGAGCACUGUACGCACUAAAAGGAAAGAAUACGGAAAAUUUAACGUUAAAGGCCAUUUUGAGAUCUCUCGAGCGCCUACUGCAAACCGUGGAAUGCCGCUUGAGUGGGCAGCUUACAUUUGAGAAUGACAUUUUCGUGAUCGUCGAAAAUCUUAGCAGCCGACCGAACUAUUUGCAAGUAGAAAUCUGUACUCGUGAGGCAGAAAAGCUGGUUACUUUGAUUAGAACGCAAAGUCACAGAAUUACCAGUGAAUUGAACUUAAGUGCGCUAACCGUGGCCAACUUAGUUCGAUUGAACGGUGAUAGUUCUACAAGCCGAAGUGAUUUCAAUUUCUGGUUCGGUUUGUCACUUGUGUCAUUCAUUUUGUACAUGUAUUUUAUUGAUAGGUGACCUUCUUCAUUUUAAAAUUCAAAGAUGAUUCAUGAC